This is a messenger RNA of Mustela lutreola (European mink), 975 nucleotides long. Its product is annotated as hepatitis A virus cellular receptor 1-like. The record is from RefSeq and is a predicted model, not a curated record. Lineage: Eukaryota; Metazoa; Chordata; Mammalia; Carnivora; Mustelidae. Gene Ontology annotation, biological process: phagocytosis, engulfment; positive regulation of mast cell activation. Gene Ontology annotation, cellular component: cell surface. Gene Ontology annotation, molecular function: phosphatidylserine binding; virus receptor activity.
AUGGAGACCACCAGAGGAGCUGGAAAACUCCGUCCUGGCGUACCUGUAGGCCAUAACCAUCAUGUAACCUUGGGUAGCCAUCUCAGGCCUCCUGCUACUUCUGAUGGAUGCUGUAGUUUCUUACACUCAAGUGAUUGGCGUUGUGUAGUUUCUUACAUUCAAGUGAUUGGCGUGGUGGGUCACUCCAUCACGCUGCCCUGCACCUACUCAAGAGCCCCUGGAGUCACUACCAUGUGCUGGGGUCGAGGGGCAUGUCCCAUGUCCCGUUGCUCCGAUGAAGUGGUCUGGACUAAUGGAUCCCAUGUCACUGUUCGGAAGCACCCAUGUUAUAAGCUAAAGGGAAGCAUUUUAAGAGGGAACGUAUCUUUGACCAUAGAGAAUGUGGCCCAGACUGACCGUGGUCUCUACUGUUGCUGUGUUGAGCACAAGGGGUGGUUCAAUGAUAUGAAACGCACCCUGUCACUGGAGAUAAAGCCAGCUGGUCACCAGUGUUCCGAGGUCACUAGUGUUCCAAGGUCACCUAGGGUCUUUACCUCUACUUCUUCAAUGCCAGCACUCACGCAGAACCUCAAGCCAGAAACUACUUCAUCCUCUGCCCUGUAGACAGCAGGAACCCAGCCUACUGGGCCACUGGAAAGGAGCACAAGACAGCCCACCGAUUCACCAUUGUACUCCUGCCCCACCGAUGGGAAUGGCACUGUGACACAGUCUUCAGAUGGCCUUUGGUAUAGCAAUCAAACUCAUGUGUCGCUGGCACAGAAUCCAUGGACGACCACCAGUAAGGGACUGUACAUCGGCAUUUGCAUUACUGCUGCGGUAUUGUUCACCGUGCUGGCCAUCGUGAUUACCAAAAAAUAUGUCUGCGUAAGAAACAAGCUGGAACAACUAAAGGCUCUGGGCGUUGCAGAUACCCAACCUUGCCUGCAUCUACAUGAAUGUGCUUGUCAUCCUUUAGAGGUGGUCUGCUUUUCCUAA